This is a messenger RNA of Periconia digitata, 1555 nucleotides long. Lineage: Eukaryota; Fungi; Ascomycota; Dothideomycetes; Pleosporales; Periconiaceae. The record is from the annotation of a GenBank genome assembly.
UUGCGGCGGUUCAAUGUUCAUGAAUACACCCCAUGAACGGGAAAAUUCCCUUUCACUACUGACGCCUUUAUGCAAUCGACAGCUUUGUAUGCGCCAAAUGUAUGCGCCAAAGGAUACGAUGUCUGCUUUUGACUCACUCCCAACAGAGCUGUAUAGCGAGGUCGGUUACCCAUUCUCUCCAGCCAACUACUCAAUGCCCUCACAUGCUGACAUAAAUCGGUUGCAUCUUAAGAUCUUCUCGUAUCUCGCGACUCCAUUCGAUGAUCAUGAGCCAGACACUUGGAGAUUAAAUUUUACCCGCUCACCUAAUACGAAAGGCUCAAUCAGUCGUGGAAUGCCUACUUACAGCUUACGUAAUUCUUGGGAUGAGAUAAUGUGCUUUUUGAACUUGCGACUAGUCUCGAAAACCUUCAGUCAGGAGAUUGUUCGCACUUUCUACAAGCACGAUCCUCUAAUUCUGCGUGUAGCGGAUUUGGGCACUGCCCGCGCUAUUGCGGAGAAGAUUAUCAAACAGGAGACUAAUAUCGCUCCCUAUGUCACCAAGCUCUAUGUCGACUUGUCAUCCGGGCUAAAGCUCCCGAAUAUUCGUGAUCCUUACAAGACCACCAUUUGCUGGGAUGGCAUCGAUGAUGAAGUCAUCGAACUAAACGAAAACUGGUAUUGCAACCCCGACGACCCGAUGGAGAGCAUCAAUUUAUUAGAGCUCUAUGAACUCAGUACCAACCUCGAGGUGACUGAUAAGCUUCGCAUCGCAGUUUCGAGAAUAUUCGAAAAUCCCAUUAAUAAGCUCCAAUGCCUCACAUACUUGCGACUGAAGCUACCAUGCGUGUUCGAUAUCUGUAACAUCAAAGUCUCAGACGCACUCGCAAGCCAGCUCAAGCAUCUGUAUUUGGAAUACAUUGAUGGGACUGGCCCUGACGGAAGUCUAGAGUACAUUGUAGUACACGAAGGCGACAGGCGCUCAGUUCGCGGGAGCGAACACCACCCUCUCUCGGCUCUUCAGCGCCAGUAUGCCAAUUUGGACUGUAUGGAGGCUCUCUGCGACUUUAUCCGUCGGUUUCAAAAUCUCGAGUCUCUCGGCCUCUCGGGUACGCAUUGUGCCGAUCUUCGAACGCUUGAAUGGCGACCAGUGCAAAACAAGCUCAAAACAAUCUUCAUGGAGCGUGUUAAACUAACGGCUGAUCUGCUUUUGCAAUUCUUGGCCUCCGACGGGGUUUUAGACUCUGGAGUUGAGACGCUAGAUUUGUGCGAAGUCGAGAUGGUAGAUGGGACUUGGGAAACUGUGUUCAAGCGGCUGACAGAGUGCAAGUCGUUGAGAUAUCUCUGCACUGAAGAUAGUGGAUAUAACGCUCAUGCACACCUAGUCGAAACAAUAGCAGGAAAUGAUGGGCGGGGAGACAUUAAUGUCUUUCAAACCCUAGAGCGACUGACGGAAAAAGACAUCUACGCCUGUCUUGAACUAUGUGAGCAAUUGUGUCGUUCGAAAAUAUGCUCUCGGUACUUGAUUUCCGACGAAAAACGCGCGCUGUGGGAAAGUCGCGACAAUGAUGCAUGA